Molecule: messenger RNA, 3096 nt
Organism: Cyphellophora europaea CBS 101466
Lineage: Eukaryota; Fungi; Ascomycota; Eurotiomycetes; Chaetothyriales; Cyphellophoraceae
Exons: 1
Coding region: 1-3096 (1031 amino acids)
Biological process (GO): mismatch repair
Cellular component (GO): MutLalpha complex
Molecular function (GO): ATP-dependent DNA damage sensor activity; ATP binding; mismatched DNA binding
Source: RefSeq, a predicted model, not a curated record
AUGGCCACGAUCCAGGCCAUCGAGGCCAAAUCCGUGCACCAGAUUCAGUCCGGUCAAGUCAUUGUUGACCUGUGCUCGGUCGUAAAAGAGCUGGUUGAGAACAGUCUCGAUGCUAGCGCAACGUCCAUCGAAGUACGCUUUAAGAACCAUGGUCUUGAUGCCAUUGAAGUGCAAGACAAUGGCUCCGGCAUCAACCCCUCCAACUACGGAAAUGUCGCUCUGAAGCACUAUACUUCAAAGCUAUCGAAUUACGACGAUUUAUCAUCACUCGAGACUUUUGGAUUUCGUGGUGAGGCCAUUUCCUCGCUAUGCGCGCUAUCUACAUUCUUCAUCAAAACGGCGCAGGCCACUGAAGCGCCCAAAGGCACUCGUCUAGAAUUUGAUUCGAUGGGAGCGCUGAAGAAAACGUCGACUGUAGCCUGCCAGAAAGGAACCAUCGCCACUGUGGAAAAUCUCUUCAGCUCUCUCCCUGUACGUCGUAAGGAGCUUAGCAAGAAUAUUAAGAGAGAGUAUGGCAAAGUUAUUGGUCUCUUACAAGCAUACGCUUGUAUUGGCGUAGGCGUCAAGUUCACUAUCAAGAACACAGUGCCGAAAGGUAAAAGCAUGGUCAUAUUCUCCACCAAAGGCAACACAACCACAAGGGAUAACAUAGCCAACGUCUAUGGCGCGAAGACAUUGCCAGCCCUGGUGGCGCUUGAUCUGAGCCUCGACAUUGAGCCUCAUUUGACACAGGCGGUAACUUCUGACGCAGCGAAGACGAAUGUCGUGGUUCUUGGCCAUAUCUCGAAACCUGUCUUUGGCGAAGGUCGACAGACGCCUGAUCGGCAGCUGUUUUUUGUGAAUGGCAGGCCGUGCGGACUUCCUCAGAUCGCCAAGGCCAUCAACGAGGUUUACAGAUCGUUCAAUGUCUCCCAAUCUCCUUUCAUUUUUGCAGACUUUCGGAUGGACACGAAUGCCUAUGAUGUGAACGUUUCACCUGAUAAGCGAACGAUUCUGCUCCAUAACGCUGUGAGUCUGAUUGAACGAUUGAAGGCCCGCUUGACGGAACUCUUCGAUAACCACGAGCAAACCGUUCCGCAAAGCCAGUUUCAGACUCCUAAGCUGCCCGCUUUCCGCCAGCUGUCUGUUCAAAGGUCACAGGAUUCCAUCACUGGAAGCGAUGAUUCAGGGCUUUUAUCCACCGCGUCGAAGAUGUCCUUGCUGCAAGAUGAAGGCAGUAGUAUUGACGAAGAGGCGGAGACCGGAGAAGGACCAGUGCCUGGAAGAGCAUUUGCUGACCACUUCCGUAACCAAGCCAGCACUCGAGAAGGAAUUGACGAGCCAGCCAGCGAAAAGAGGCAAGCGAGAAUUGAGCAGGAUCAGCAGAAGCGCGCCGAAAAAGCAGCCAAAGCCGUUGCGGAACAGGUGGAGCGCAGCAAAGGUGUUGAAGAAUAUGAUGACAUACGUGAGAUGCAGCACGAGCAAAGCAGCAACGUUGCAUCGAAGGACGAGCUCGGUAAUGGUGACGACCAGGCUGAGAUGUUCCAGCGACAGCGUGAAAUACACUCGCCGGAAGAGCAAGCAGCGAAUGAAGCUCCAAUUGCUUCGAUGGCCCCGAUCACCAAGUCGGAUCCUCCGGGUCUGGUCCAAAACGCUUUCGAUCGAAUGAGGCCUAAAAGACCACAGGCUCAACUGGCCACCAUCACGAUUGGAGAUGAAACUACGACGAGAGUUGUAGGAACACAGCUGCCUAGGAUCCCCCAAGCUAAGAAACAAGUAUCGAAGCACAAAGGAGGUAUUCCGGUAUCAAGAGAUUCGAACUCGGCGCUAUCGCAGUUCUCUCAGAGGCUGCAAAGGUUCGGCGCGGCUGAAACGGAGGACGAUCCACAGCCAUUAUCGGAAGAGGUCUCCAAGGACAUCGAGAUCGAGUCGGAGGAAAAUAACACAGAGGCAGAGGCAGCCGACACUUCUGUUGAUGCUUCUACCGACGAUUCUGCCGAGGAAAGUGACGUUGAAGACGGCGACAAACUGGCUGCCGAACAUUCAGAUGAUAUAUCAGUGGCUGAAGAAGCUGACCCUGACUAUAUUGAUGACGAGGACAAAAAGAUUGACGAAGACGCACGAGUAGCUGCAUUGAUACAGGCAGCGGAAGAGACCAUGAGCAAGGUUAACAGCCAACGAGCAAGUAAAGCUCUGAAAGGCGGCGUCGCCAAAGAUUCGACUCACAGCCUCCUUACGACUGUCGAUGUGUUCGUUGAGACUCUAGAAUCACAGAUGCGCACCUUAGCUGGCGUUCAGACGCUGGAGGAUGAUGCUAUACUCCGCAACGACGCCUGUCGUAUUGCAACCGACGAAGAGCAAGAAACACGACUAUCACUUACAGUGUCCAAGGCAGACUUUGCGGAGAUGAAAAUUGUAGGACAGUUCAAUCUUGGCUUCAUCAUUGCCGUCAGACAUGCAUCAGCGGAUGCGCCGGCCCGCGACAAAGAUGAGCUGUUCAUCGUCGACCAACACGCAUCCGACGAAAAGUUCAACUUUGAAAGGCUACAGGCUGAGACGACCGUAGGCAAUCAGAGAAUGGUCAAGCCGGUCACUCUCGAUCUCACAGCGGUUGAGGAAGAGAUUGUGCUGGAAAAUCAACCAGCUCUGGAGAAGAAUGGUUUCAUCAUCGAAGUCGAUACGAGUGGCAUUCAGCCGGUUGGGCGUCGUUGCACACUCCUGAGCCUACCUUUGAGCAAGGAAGUGGUGUUUGACACACGCGACCUCGAUGAGCUGAUCCACCUGCUCUCAGAGGCACCGAUGCUAGGUCCAGAAUCUACGGUUCCACGUCCCAGCAGGGUUCGGAAGAUGUUCGCCAUGCGAGCGUGCCGCUCAUCGAUCAUGAUUGGCAAGACACUCAGCAAAAAGCAAAUGAAGACGGUGGUCAGCCACAUGGGAACCAUUGAUAAGCCGUGGAAUUGUCCGCAUGGACGGCCUACAAUGAGGCAUCUGACCAGUUUGAACGGUAUCGAGACAUGGAAUGAGGGUGAUGGUACUAUCCUCGAUGGCGAUGCUGGGCUGGACAACAAGAGCAGAGACAGGGCGCGUGUAUGGGGGAGCUAUCUCUCCCAAACCUGA